AUGAGAUGUAAGACUUUGAGCUCGAACGCAGACUUGCUGGCUCUCGUGCCGGCAGCCCCCGGGCGCGCUUUGCCCGGCGAGGGCGUCGCCUUUACCGCGGUUCGCGGGUGGCGGGGCGACCCCGCUGUCGCCGUGCAACCCCGCCACGUGUAUAAUACCGUGCAGUCGCGGGGUCUCAGCCCCAGCGAGCACUUGGACGCUGCGUUCGGCGCGGCGCGGUGCGGCGCCCACCCUUUAAACCAGCCGCCGGCGGUGGCGGAAGGUACAGCCUUCGCCAUUGCCGGCCAAAUCCGCUUUGGCACGGCUGUGAACGACAUCCGUCUGAGGAGGUUGGCUCUGCUGAAAGUGUGGAAGCGCGAGCUGCACGACGCGCAGGUUCAGCUCAGCAAAAAAGUUGACCCGGCAGUUGCCCAUUUUGCCCGUAAGCCCUCCCUCCUCCUCCGCCUCCUCCGCCUCCUUGACUCCCCUGCUGCUUCUUUUCUGCAGUGCCUCCACCAGGGGCUCCGCGACACCGGGGUUGCCGAGGAGUCCGGCAUUUUCCCGCAAGUAGCGCCGACUCCGCCCGCCUGGUCGGUUAGCCGGCUUCUGGAGGAGAGCCGCGGCCGCAACGAGGAACUCGUCCAACGAGUCCAGAGGAGCCACCCGCACGCCGGCGAGCUGUGGGCGCAAGGGGCAGAGGCCGAACAGACGGGCUCUCUAGGACCCGCCCGGCCGCUCGAAUUAUUUAGUUCUGGCCCCGGCGGAACGUAG
Messenger RNA from Prorocentrum cordatum, 750 nucleotides. Lineage: Eukaryota; Dinophyceae; Prorocentrales; Prorocentraceae. The record is from the annotation of a GenBank genome assembly.